AGCAUCACACACACAGUCUGGCAAUGCUUUUGCGCCACUGCGUGCAGUUUGGACUAUAACACUAAAGUUUGGCUUCUGGAGCACUCUUGCUCGUCCUCUUCUUCAAAGGUAUUUUGAUGUUACCAACAGAAAUCUCAGGAGGAGUGUGUUUUAGCACGAGUCAGCACUCCAAAGAAGGAAGGAACGGAAUGAAAACAGAAGAAACCCAAUCAUGUCUUCAGCAGGCCCCCUCCGCCACACCUUACGCAGAGCACAUGGGAGGAGGUGAGGUGUGUGCAGGGUGCGAGUCUCCCAUCGCGGACCGCUUCCUCCUGCGUGUCAAUGAACUGUCCUGGCAUGAGACAUGUGUCAAGUGUGCAGUGUGUCGCAGCGCGCUGAGCGGGACCUGCUACUCUCGCGACCGCUUGCUUUACUGCAAGCAUGAUUACGAGAAGUUGUUUGUGCGGAAGUGCAGUGCCUGUCUGCAGGCGAUCAGCCGCUCGGAGCUCAUCAUGCGUGUGCUGGGACAGGUGUACCACCUGAGCUGCUUCAGCUGCUGCGAGUGUGAGCGCCGGCUGCAGAGAGGUGAUGAGUUUGUGCUAAAGGAGGGACAGCUGCUCUGCCGGGGAGACUAUGAGAAGGAGAGAGAGAUGCUGGCAGCCAUCAGUCCGGCCCCUACCGAUUCAGUGAAGAGCGAGGAUGAGGAUGGUGGUGGUGUCUCUGUUGGAGGGAAGGCUGGGGAUGAUGGGAAGGAGCACAAGAGAUCCAAGAGACCACGAACCAUCCUGACCACACAACAGCGGCGCGCCUUCAAGGCUUCCUUCGAGGUGUCUUCCAAACCCUGCCGAAAGGUCAGAGAAACUCUGGCAGCUGAGACUGGACUGACGGUGAGAGUCGUGCAGGUCUGGUUCCAAAACCAGAGAGCAAAGAUGAAGAAGAUCGCUCGCAGACAACAGCAGCAGCAGCAGCAGCAAGAACAGGAGCAGAUGGGCGGGACCAGGAGGGGCCCGAGCAGAGGGGGCCGCCAGAGUAACGAUGACAGCGAGGAUGGCUCCAGCAGUCACGGACUGGACGGGCUGCUCUCUUAUUCCUCUCUGCCACGCCAACAACUGCUGGCUUUGGAUCCCAACAUAUACGGUAGCGAGCAGUUUCGACACGGGCUUACGCCGCCGCAGCUAGGCCCCGAGCAGAUGCACUCCUACGACUCGGAGACGGUUUUCCAUGACUUGGACAGCGAUGGAAGCCUCAGUCAUCUCGGGGACUGUCUCUUGUCUACCGCCGAGGCUGGAGUUCUGGCAGGACGCAUAGGAAAUCCCAUUGAUCGCCUCUACUCAAUGCAAAACUCCUACUUUACCUCAUGACCCUGGUUCCACCUACCUAAAGCGCUCCCCCGCCACUGCAGGGGGGCAACACAUAGAUUGAGUCUCACUGGAGGCGUCUUUCAUCGUCAAAACUAAUUGAAUCCCUCAAGCCUAUCUUAGUCAUGCUAAUAAGCUCUUAACCAACCAAACCAAGACAGGGUCACACCCUAAAAAUCCUAUUUGACAUGGACAGAAUGGGAAUUCCCUGGAAAAACAUGUUUUAUAGCAUACAUAUGCACUAUAUUUUCGCUUUGUUUCAUUCAAACAUUUUUUGCGAUGGUUAUGGGUGCAUAAGACAUCAAUGAGCAGCUGUUCAUGUAAGCGUUACCUCACCCUCUGCUCGCUGCACAACUGAUAAACUGAUCGAAAUCAAUUACCUCAUUCACUAGAGCCCUGCAGUGACAUAUUUUUGCAAGCUAAAACCCUCAAACAAACUAUUAUUAAGUUAGCUCUUCCGGUUCCAUUGCUAUGAAGUCAAAUUUAAUCUUUUAAGUGACUUGAAAACUACCGCAGUUAACGAGUGGCUACGUGCACAUUUGGGCCCAAAUAGUUGCUUUCAUAGCCUCAUUAUGUUUAAAUUCACUAACUCAAACUUUUAGGGAGAUUUAUACUUCAGCCGAUUGUAUUUAGGCUACAAAAUUCAUAAACGUUGUGUUCAUUGUGUGCAGAUUAUCGUGAUGAACUAAACAUGUAGGAAUCAUAAGAGUUUUGUUGGCUACAGAGCUUAUUUUAAUGUGAUUAAAAAAAUGCUACUGGGUUUUUGCUGAAGGAACCAAGGUUAUGUAAACUUCUGGAUUGACCUGCAAAAAUACGUCACUGCAGCUCUCUAUCCACCUUAUUUUUCAACGUGGAUAUAAGCCGUUUUCUUUGAAUGUGGGAGACUUCCGGUUCAUUAGCCUCCGUAGGGAAAUAAUGAGAAGAAUAACAAAAGUGUAGUAAAUGGUAAAACUGUUUGCACUACAAACAAGUGUGUUCAUUAUUAAGAUAUAAAAAUAAAAUAACAUGGUUAGACACACCAGUUUGCAAUAUCAAGCAGCAAAACGAACUAAAACUAGCUGGAAGUGAAUGACACUAGAAGCAAAUGGUGAAAAAUAAGGUGAACACAGACCACUGAAUGAGUGAAUGAAACCAAGUGAGACAGUUUAUAAGUGACUGUCCCCUCAAAUAACACACGAUAAAGGGUUAAUGGGGUGAUUUCAGACACAGUCCAAGUCAGUUUCAUAUCAAUCGAUCCCGACUGCCUUGCCAUCGUAAUGUCCGUCUUGAAUCAGCUUUUAUUUAAAGCUAACAUGAAAACCAAAAGAGUCUAGCAUGCUGGUUUAAGUCAAAUGUACAUUAAUAUUUCUUGUAAAGGAAUGAUGUUUAUUAAAGGUGCACUCAGUUUAUGUGUGUUGAGCGGACCAAUAUAGCAGUUGUCCUGGACUUACACUGACACCUAGUGCUGUGGAUGCAGCAUCACAAACACAAGAGCAAGGAAAACGAAGAUUUUCCUAACUUAUAAAAUAAAGUUGUGACAUUUUUUAAAUCUAGUUGUCUUGGCAACAUUUAUC
Carassius auratus (goldfish) is the source of this 2890-nucleotide messenger RNA. RefSeq names its product LIM homeobox transcription factor 1-alpha-like. The transcript has 9 exons. Gene Ontology annotation, biological process: neuron differentiation; regulation of transcription by RNA polymerase II. The record is from RefSeq and is a predicted model, not a curated record. Gene Ontology annotation, cellular component: nucleus. Bases 117 to 1340 code for a protein of 407 amino acids. Lineage: Eukaryota; Metazoa; Chordata; Actinopteri; Cypriniformes; Cyprinidae. Gene Ontology annotation, molecular function: RNA polymerase II transcription regulatory region sequence-specific DNA binding; DNA-binding transcription factor activity, RNA polymerase II-specific.